AUGGACGACGCGCUCUUCGACCACUUCGGCGCCAAGGUCGGCGCGUCGCACGGGACGCCCAUCAAGCCCGCCAGCCGCGCCGGCUGGCGGCUGCUGGACGGCUGCGAGAGGCUGCGCAAGCUGCUCUCGACGCUGCCCGAGGCGGCGGUGUCGGUGGAGAACCUGGUGGACGGGUGCGACGUGCCGCUCAAGCUGGCGCGCGACGACUUCGUCGCCCUGCUCGCGCCCCUCCUCGCCAAGCUCGGCGCGAUGACGCGGCGAGCGCUCUCCACCGCUGGCCUCGAGCGG
Messenger RNA from Emiliania huxleyi CCMP1516, 288 nucleotides. RefSeq lists its product as hypothetical. NCBI's taxonomy places the organism in Eukaryota, Haptophyta, Isochrysidales, Noelaerhabdaceae. The record is from RefSeq and is a predicted model, not a curated record. Gene Ontology annotation, cellular component: cytosol; nucleus. Gene Ontology annotation, molecular function: ATP binding; ATP-dependent protein folding chaperone. The annotation marks the transcript as partial. The transcript has a single exon. Gene Ontology annotation, biological process: protein folding.